AUGAAGAAGAAAAGCCGCAUAGGACUAAGCAACUGCUCUUUCGAACAGUUUAAAGAGGGAAUCGACUUCCUAAAGCAAACGGACGCAAUUCUGGACGAGGAUAUAUUUCCCAUUCUGAAAAGGGUCUGUUCCUACCUUUUCUUCUGCGUCAAGAAUGACAACUUCGAGUUUGUAAAAAGUUACGAAAUUGCCGAAAGGGCGGGGAAAGCGAAAGGCAGCCAAAGGGCCCAAGUAGGACAGGCGGCAAAGGGUGCAUCAGCAGGACAGGCGGCAAAGGGUGCAUCAGCAGGACAGGCGGCAAAAGCUAUAUCAGCAGGACAGGCGGAAAAAGCUAUAUCAGCAGGACAGGCGGAAAAAGCUAUAUCAGCAGGACAAGCCGCAUCAGCCGCGGCGGGGGCGCGAAUGGAUCCCUGGAGGAAUGCCCCCCACGGAGAAAAUGAAACGACGCUGAACUACGAAUUUGAAGAUGAAGAUUUCAUAAUAGUCAAAAAUAUAAACAGGCUGCUGCUUAACAAACUGAUAGAUAACUACGUUGGCUACUCCUGGCUGUGCUUAACCCUAACCGAAUACUUAAACUACCUGGACUAUUUUAUGAACAAGCAAGGCAAAAGUGACAAAGAGGAAGAAGAAGAAGAAGAAAAAAAGGAAAUAUACGCAAGAAAAAAAGUGUAUAAAUUGGUGAAGAAAAUUACGCAAGUAAAGAAAAAACACAAAUUAAAGAAUUAUCGGAUGGGACAACCAAAUGGAGAAGGAAAAAAAGCCAUUCAUAAGUUAGAGGCGAAAAAUAAAUAUAUUAACUACCUCUUUUGUUAUUAUAGCAAUUUCUUUCUUUCGUCAAAUGUCAGCAAUGGGGAAAACGCCCAAGGGGAAGAUGUUAUAGUGCUCGACCAUUUUGACAAUGCCUAUCGGUGGAUAUACACCAAUGGGGAGGACCCGAGCGGAGGCUGUGCACAAAAGGGGGAGAAGCAUCCAAAGAGAGAGAAGCACCUCACGAGGGAGAAGCAUUCCAAGAGGGAGAAGCACCUCCAUAGGGAGAAGCACCUCACGGGGGAGAAGCGCGUCAGAACGAGCAGCGGGGAGUCUCCUCCUAGGAAGCGAAAUGCGCACUUAAAGCGGAGGCGCAAAUGUUAUGGUGUAAAAGGGGUGGACGGGGACCAAGAGGUGAGGAGUCAUACAAAGAGGCGCUCAGAACGGAGACGGGCCCCCCGAGAGGAGGAGAACAACCUGCAGCACCUGUACAAAGCGCUGUGUGAUUUCCUGUCGACCAAAUACGAAACGAAGAAGCUGCUAAAAUUCAUGGAUGAAUACAGAGACUUGUACGCAUGGAAGCCACCCCCCUUCUACUGGAAGAUACUCAGCAACAAGUAUGUGGUGAAGGAAAUACUAAAGCUCUAUGAGGACAGAUACCUUGACCCCUUCCUCUCCUGUCUGUACGAAGAUUAUGUCAACAAAUACUACUUCGACGAUGAGGAGAGUAACAACAUAGCGACUUACACGAGUAACUUUAAUGUAUUCACACUUCGAGUAAGUGAAGAAAUUCAAAAAUUUCUUGCUUUGGAAGAACCAGAAGAAGAAGAAGCAGUUUUUAAAAUAUGUAAAAAUAUUUGCGUGAGCGAAAAUUCGUAUAUCUAUGCACAGAUGAUCCUUGAGUACAUCUACAGGAACAACAACGACAGUAGCAUGAGGAGACUGUCUCAGUUUUUAUCUCUUUACAUUUUGUAUAAGGACAUAAAUCUCCAUAGAAUAUGUAACAAUUACUUCGCAAAGGUAGUUGAGAACCAAGUCAGCAUCACCUUUCUGUCAUUCAGAGUUAAUAAUUUAAACAGCUACAGCACUCUUUAUAACACCUUUCGAAAUAUAUACAUGGCUAGGAAUAAGGGUUGCAUGGAGAUAAACCAUUCGGACAUUAUCAGUCUGCAUGAUGCCAUAGUCAACGUUUUGAAAAUCUUUAAUGGAAAUAAGUUGCUGCUGUUUGAUUCGACCUACUUGUUCGAUUCGACCUACUUGUUUGAUUCGACCUACUCGUUUGACUCGACCUACUCGUUUGAUUCGACCUACUUGUCUGCUUCCCAUGGGGGGAGGAAGCGUCUCCGGGGAGAAGCAACUCGUGAGAGUGGCAAUCCCAGUGGGGAGAGCGGCAAUCCCAGUGAGGAGAGAGGCAAUCCCAGUGAGGAGAGUGGCAAUCCCAGUGAGGAGAGCACCAACCUGAAGCGACAACUUACUCCGCCUGUGGAAGGAGAAGACCACCCCUUCCACUUCCACCAGCGAGUAGAAGAUGCAGAUUUUAAUUCGAACUUUUCUGAUAUUAAUAGAAGCAACCUGGAGGAGGUGUGCAGGCGUGGGUACAUCCCCACUGUACAAGCAGAUGACGUCUCGUCUGUAAGGCCACCUCUUACAGAUAGUCCAUUCGAGAAAGAAGAGUCCCCUUUUUCAAAAGGAGAUGAAUUUUUUAACCCAAGUGAUGAAGAUACCCCUCCAAGGGGAGAAAAUUCCUUUGGAGAGAGUAGCUUGUUUGGAAGCAGUCUACAAAUUGGAAAGAUGGAAAAAAGGAACGGAGCUGAUGGUGGAGGUACCGAAAUGAAUGACAAGAAAACGAGUGUGUCUAAUCGAAGUAGCAAAAAUUUGAGCAACGAAAUUUAUAGCUCCAUAAAAUCAGAAGAUUUUGUAUCAAAUGUGAUCUCGGAAGACAACGAAAUUCAGGUGAAAUCAGGAAAGACAAAAAACACAGCUAGCGAAUUGCUCCUUCCAUCAGCAUCGCAAUAUGGAAACGAAGAUUUUAAUUACAACAAAGAGUUCCUGAGGAUAAAUAUCUAUGCUGAAAAAAUUCCUUUGAUUCAUAUGAGAGACCUCGUCUUCCUCAACAAUGCAAUAAAUAUAUACGUCUCGAAUAGUGAUCUUUUUUUCAACAACAUGUACAAGUUGUAUGGGAAGGUGCUCAUUUUUCUAACUACCUACUCUCCGUACGAAUACGUGUACAACCACUACUACGCUUCGUUCUUUAAGCGGUACGGGGAGGGCACCUCUAGGAAGUACUCCUCGACGUACUUUAGCGUUUACGACGACUCGAUUUGGGCUCUGGACGGCGUCUCGGGGGAGAGCGACGACGAGGAGGCGGGGGAGCAACAGGGGCAGCGCCAGCAACACGAGCAACGCGAGCAACACGAGCAGCUCCAGCAGCAACAGGAAGAACAGGAGCACCGCCAGCAGCAACAGGAGCAACUUCCGCACCAGCGUGACGACCUACGCAGGGCGCCCGAGGCGAACGCCCCGUCGGAAGCAAACCUCGCCGCAGGCCUCAGCGCAGAAGGGAAACCCACGGGAAAGAGGACGUACGAACAGUUUUGCCAAGUCAAAAAAGAACCCGGAGAGAGAAAGUCGAUACUAAAGAAGGGAAGCAGCUACGUGGGGGUCGACAUAAAAGUGCAGGAGGGGAAGAGGCGCCCUACUUUUGACAAACAUGUCAUGGGAGACUCGGCUGAUGGGGCAGCUGCGCACGCGAGCAGGAAGAUGAGGAGGCAAGAUGUGGAUGGUGCCGAAUUGGAGAAGCGCAGAAGGGGGGAAGUGCCUCCACCAGUUUUGGAGACGGAGCAGACGGGGCAGUCCGUUUUGGAGACGCAGAAAAUAGGCCAACCCUCUUUUGAGGGGGAGAAAAUAGGCCAACCCCCUUUUGAGACGGAACAAAGUCCCAACGUAAAGAAAGAGAACGGUAAGCCCGCUCAUGUGGACAGCCCUGUUGAAGCUGCUAAGGAGGGAGCUCCGGUUGAGCAGGAAAAUGUGAUUAUUUUAGCGGCGGUAGGGGGACCAACAGAGGAGCAUCGGAAGAGUCCGCCCCCAAAUGAGGCAGUCCAAAAGGGUGGUAAUGCAAGUGCUACAUCUGCUGGUGAUGCAAAUGCCGCAUCUGCUGGUGAUGCAAGUGCCGCACCUGCUGGUGAUGCAAAUGCAGCAUCUGAUGGUGACCCACUGCGAGGUAAGAACGAAGCGAGUCCAACAACGCACCCAGUGCAGGAGGCUCCCGCAAGCGAAACGUCCCCUCCACAAAGUCGCUACACGCACAACUCAAAUGCGAGCAACACUGCAGAUGAUAUGCUCGAACUGAGAACCGAAGUGAUGUCGUGUGAUGAAGUAAGAAGCAGCAUUUUUAAAAACGUUAGGAGCAAAAAAAAAUUGAAAAUAAAUCCAACAAGUAAAAAAAAAAAAAAAUAUUAUUUUUACAAAUUGUUUCAAAAAUUUAGAUUAACUUACAACACUUUUUUGAAAUACACACAAAACGAAAUAUAUCAGAUAUAUCAUAUCAUUCAUGGGAACUACUCGGAUGCAACUAAGGACAAACUUCUGCUGGCGAGAGUGAACAGCAAUUUGGCAGCGUCUCUCAUUUACAGAUAUGUCUACACUAAUGUGUACGAGCAUGUGAAUUAUUCGCGUGUGAAUUUGCUGUACCCGAAGUUUAUUUUACUCAAGUACAUCGUCGACAAGUACCCGCAGAAGCGGCACCUCGCGCUGCACUUUUUGAAGGAACUGUACACGUAUAUAAUCGAGAAGGAGGAAUCCCUGGAGGAGUUCGUCGAGCUGCGGGAAAAUCUAAUUCUCUUCUUCGUGUACUUCGUGCGCUUCGAAAAUAUGUUUUGCUACGUGGUGGGCGUCAUCAAGUCGAUGGUUCACCUGCUGGACAAGGCCCUCAUCAGGCUGUUCAUCAUCAAGACGCUGGCCUUCUGCGCUCCCCCAUACGACUUUAAGUUUUGCGAGUGCCUGCUGAACUUCAUUCACUUCGUCCUGAAAAUGGAGGGCGUCUACUACAAGAACGAGUUCAAAAGGGCCAUACACAAAUUUCUGGACAACAUUGCGGAGAUGCACCGCAUGUACCAAAGUUCGAAGACGAAGGAGCUUUCCAUCCUGUGCACCCACAUCAGGGAGCAGAUAAAGCAGGCAGAAAUCGACCCAGCUGUGCGCUGA
Molecule: messenger RNA, 4950 nt
Organism: Plasmodium cynomolgi strain B
Lineage: Eukaryota; Apicomplexa; Aconoidasida; Haemosporida; Plasmodiidae
Exons: 7
Coding region: 1-4950 (1649 amino acids)
Biological process (GO): negative regulation of transcription elongation by RNA polymerase II
Cellular component (GO): NELF complex; nucleus
Molecular function (GO): RNA binding
Source: RefSeq, a predicted model, not a curated record